Echinops telfairi (small Madagascar hedgehog) is the source of this 2008-nucleotide messenger RNA. It is a transcript of the gene GIN1, whose product is annotated as gypsy retrotransposon integrase 1. Lineage: Eukaryota; Metazoa; Chordata; Mammalia; Afrosoricida; Tenrecidae. Gene Ontology annotation, biological process: DNA integration. Gene Ontology annotation, molecular function: nucleic acid binding. The record is from RefSeq and is a predicted model, not a curated record.
CGGGAAGCUUAGAUCCUGCCGUUUGCAGUAAGGACCCCCCUUGGUUGAAUCCAUUUUCUCAUACUAAUUAUUACUCAAAUAGGUGGUUUCUAGAGACCAACUUGCAAAUACAAGGGGGCUUCAAAAAGUUGAUGGAAAAAUGGAACUAAAAGGUUAAUAAUGGUUCGUAGCGGAAAAAAUGGUGACCUUCAUUGUAAGCAAAUUGCAUAUUAUAAGCGAACUGGUGAAUAUCAUCCAACUACACUGCCAAGUGAGAGAAAUGGCAUAAGAAGAACAGCAAAAAAAUUUGCCUUUAAAGAAAAAAAGCUCUUUUAUGUUGGAAAAGACAGCAAGCAAAAUUGUUUGGUAAUUGUUUCAGAAGAGGAAAAAAAGAAGGUCCUGAGAGACUGCCAUGAAAACGACACAGGCACGCAUCAUGGCAUAUCCAGAACCCUGACCCUGCUGGAGUCCUGCUACUACUGGACGUCCGUGGCCAAAGAUGUCAAACAGUGGGUAUAUGCCUGUCAGCAUUGCCAAGUGGCCAAAAAUGCAGUUUUUAUAGCAUCUAAACAGCUCAUUCUCAAGGUGGAAAAUCCAUGGAGUAUAGUGACCAUUGAUUUGAUGGGACCUUUUCAAAUGAGCAACAGAAGUCAUGUAUAUGCUACAAUCAUGACCAAUUUGUUCACAAAAUGGGUUGUGAUUUUGCCCCUCUCUGAUAUUUCAGCAUCUGAAAUUUCUAAAGCCAUUAUCAAUAUAUUUUUUUUAUAUGGCCCUCCUCAGAAAAUAAUAAUGGAUCAAAGAGAUGAAUUUACCCAUCAGAUCUAUGUAGAGCUCUAUGGAUUGUUUGGCACAAAACACAUUGUAAUAUCUCACGUCUCUCAAACUCUCAAUCCCACUGAAAGUAUACCUAGCACAAUCAAAACUUAUCUCUUCAAACACUGUGCUGACCACCCAGAAAACUCGGAUGAUCAUCUAUCAGCUGUUUCAUUUGCAUUCAAUAUAACUCACUUGGAACCUGCUAAAAACACACCAUAUUUUCAAAUGUUUAAUCAAAAUCCUAAUAUAACCGAGACUUCUGAUAGUCUUCAUGAAGUGGAUGGUGAUAAUACAAGUAUGUUUGCUAAAAUUCUAGAUGCACUUAAAGAAGUUGAUAAAAUAAUGGUGAAUAAGACAACUUCAGCAGGCCAGAUGGAGAAUAACAAUUCUGAUGAAGUAAAUAAAAGCAAGAUUGCUGCUGAAAAAAAGAAAUUAAAUCCAUUUCAUCUAAAAGUGGGUCAUGAAAUCUUAAGACAAAGGAAAAACUGGUGGAAGGACAGUCAUUUCCAGUCUGAAUGGGUUGGCCCUUGCGUCAUAGACUAUAUUACAGAGAGUGGAUGUGCUGUCCUGCGCAACAGCACUGGAGCUAGACUUAAAAGACCUAUCAAAAUGUCUCAUCUUAGACCCUAUGUAAGAGAAUCCACUGAACAAGACACUCUUUAUUUCUCACAAGGUUCAGUAGUACCAGAUCAUGACUACAUCGGGUUGCCUGAAAUUCCAGUUGGAGCAUGCCAAACAAAUAUUCUGGGAGAAGAUGCAACUAUUACUGUAGUGGAUAAUGAACUACUGACAUCGACCAAGGAGUAUGAACUACUAGAAUAUAGAAAUGCCAAAAUCUCUCCAUUGAUAGAAGAUCGUGGUACUCUUGGCAAGCAAACUUUCUAUCUGUUGGACUCUUCAAACCAAGUUCUUGUGUACUUUAGUUAGUAAACAUCAAAAUUAAUUUUAAAUACCUGUUUAUAAUGUAUAAACCCUUGAUAUAUAAUUUAUCAAAAAAAGUUGUAUAGAAUAAGUGACUUGACACAUUCUUGAUAACUAAAUCCGGAUGUUUCUAUUACAACUAUCCAAAAUUCUGACCAGGUUUGAAUGGUACCGCACAUAUACAAAGGCAGAGGAAGCACCUCGUGUAUAGAAUCCACUUCUAAAAUGAGAGGAAGGCAAAACACGCUUACAUCUGAGGAAGUAAAUUAAAUUGCUGCUCAAAACUCCAAAA